Molecule: messenger RNA, 5170 nt
Organism: Mugil cephalus (flathead mullet)
Lineage: Eukaryota; Metazoa; Chordata; Actinopteri; Mugiliformes; Mugilidae
Gene: srrm4
Product: serine/arginine repetitive matrix 4
Exons: 13
Coding region: 729-2630 (633 amino acids)
Biological process (GO): neuron maturation; mRNA processing; regulation of RNA splicing
Cellular component (GO): nucleus
Molecular function (GO): mRNA binding
Source: RefSeq, a predicted model, not a curated record
AAUUUUGACGUCACGGCCAGAGAGACACAAAACAAGCCGCUCUCAGCUGAGCUCCACACUCGAUUUUCACUCACUCACUCCCCAACUCGCAUCAUCACUCACGCCUGCCCUCAAACAGCCGCCUGGUCGUCCGCCGCCGAGCGUCUUCUCCACACAACAGACGCUCCACUCUUAGACACAAACAGAAAAAAAAAAAGAAAAAGAAACCCUCACUCCUCUCCUCUCCUCUCCUCUCCUCUCCUCUCCUCUCGACUGAACCGGGCUUCAUCUGUUGUGAAGGAAUGCCUUAUUUAGUGUGAAGCUGCCGUCAAGGAAGGGGAGGAGGAGGAGGAGAGGGGGGAAAGGAGACCCCAUCCCAAAGAGCAGCAGAUGUGACAGAAGGGGGUGAGGCAAAGAGAGAGGAACAGAAUCUCUCCCCCCACCACCCACCCCUCCUCAUCUGGGAGAACAAUACGUCGCCUCCAAAUGGAGGGGGUCAGCUUUUGUCCUUCUCCUCCCGCUCAAGAGUGAAGAGCAGACAGACGCGCUGACACACUGACCUGCUGCUGCUGCUGAGAGAGGAGAAGACGGAGAAGCAGAAGAGCCGCUGCUCCCUCCGCCGCUUCGCUUCAGUACUUGGACAGUUCCUGAGCAACAGCCGGCGCGAAUCUGUGUUUUCAUGAGAGCGUAGAGAGACCGUCUGUCCAGGGACCGAAGCCCAUUCGGUUUGGGAGAGUUAAGAGCCACAGAUGCAGCCGCCGUGUUCGCUCCAGCUCGGCCCCCGCGGCCCCUCGCCCUCCCCGGGAUCGCAGGGCGGCACCGCCUGCCUCCAGCAGCUGGAGGAGAAGCUGCUCUUUGAGAAGUUUUGGAAGGGGACUUUCAAGGCUGUGGCCACCCCGAGACCAGAGAGCGUGAUCGUGGCCAGCAUCACCGCCCGCAGGAGAGUCCCCGAUUCAGAAACAACAACAACAACAACAACAGCAACAACAACAGCAGCCUUCCAACAGAUCAAGACUGAUGAGAGGAAAGCAGCGGAUGCAAGGUUGGACACCGUGGACCGAAACGGCUGCAUCAAAGGACACGGGCGUAAGCGCCACAGUCAUCGCAGGGCCAGGAGCCCAUCCUUCGACGAUGAGCCAUCCCCUCGGCUGAAGGGGAAGAAGAAAAAGAGAAAGUCUGAGCGGAAGAGGAAAAGGAAAAGGUCUCCUUCCUACAGCCUGUCGCCGCUGAGGAAGAGAAAGAAGAAGAAGAAGAAGAGCUCCAAGAAAAGCAAGAGGCAUAGAUACACCUCUAAGAAGUCAAAACACAGCUCUUCAAGCUUAAAACGUAAGAGGAAGGAUGUACGCAAGCACAAGAAAAGCUCACGGACUCACUCCCGUCGGAGACGACGUUACCGGAGGUCAGAGUCUGACAGUUCGUCCUGCCAGUCUUCCACAGAGAACAGACACCACCUGCAAAAGUCUGUGGUUCAUCAAGCGUUAGGAACCCUGGCAGCUGUCAGAGAGAAAACCAGCGCAGCGCUCGACCACAAGGACGUAAAGUGGAGACGUACAACCAAAUCAGUGUGUAAAUCGGCUCCAAAAUAUCGCUCCAUCCUCUCAGCCGCCACCAGUUUGUCGUCAAAACCUGGAAGCGAGGUUUUGCAUGGAAACGGGCAUCAGCAUGUGCCGGGCCAGACCAAAGGUCCGCAUGAUUACGAUUCUGGGAAUGACACGUCUUCGCCGCCGUCGAGCAAAACGGGCGUCUCUCGAACGAGCGUCACUGACGACAAGAGGAACCCCUGCCAGCGCCUGGCCUCCCCGGAGAAGCUGAGGUUCACAGACAGAGAUAACGCCUCUGAUUCAGGAAACUCUGUGACCAGCUACGCCUCCCUGUGCAAACCUUACGUGGAGAAUGGCUUGUCUGCAACUGUUUUUAGUGGCAACGGCAAGAGAGAGCAGAUAACCUUGGGGUGUCGGGUAGAGGUUGCGAGAUCCCCAAAGACAUCCAGCUGUUCACAGAGAAGGGGCGAUUCGCCUCGUGGGCGGCUGAAAACCCGGUCAUCUAGCAGCAGGAGCAGGAGCAGGAGCAGAUCCUCAGGGAGUUCCAGAUACUCGGGACGCUACUCUCGAAGCCCCUCACUCUCAUCUUGCAGCUCAUACUCUCAUUCUCUGAGUAAUUCGGCUGAUCUAAGGCGAAGAGGCAGCCUGAGCUCCAGAGGAAGCUACUCCAGAUACAGUGCUGACAGACUACGGGGCCGAAAGAGAACAGCUAGCUCCAGAGAAGCAGCUGCAAAGCAUAAGCAUAAGGUUAAUGGGAAGAGGAGGAGACGCAAAUCCUACUCUCCAAUGAAGAAAAGGAGGAGAGACUCGCCGAGCCAUCUGGAAGCACGCCGAAUCACAAGUGCCAGGAAGCGACCCAUCCCUUACUUCCGACCCAGCCCGUCCUCCAGCAGCCGGUGCACCAGCGUGUCAUCCUGGAGCAGCCUCUUCACCCGCAGUCGCAGCCCAAUCCACAGCAUCAGUCGCAGCAGAAGCCGCAGCCACAGCUACUCCUCCUACAGGAGCUACAGCCGCAGCUCGUCGUGGAACUCCAUCUUUGGGACCCGCAGUCGCAGCCGGAGUCACAGCUUGUUGAACAAACGGAAAAAGUCCAGGCGUUUGAGAAACUGAAACUACGUCCUGGUCUCCAGAUAAGAGCGUGGACAGUGCACUUUGCCUGAGUGGAUAUAUCCCAACGGUGACCCACCCACAUCUUUGACUGAGGAAGUCUUGGAUCACUCUUCCCACAGAGACCACUGGAGGCUGAAUGUCUUUUUGUUUGUUUGCUUUGUUCCUGCAUCGCAUCCUCUAGCAUCAGCACUCACGGCCUGAGACUGUUCAUAUCUUAGAAAUUUACAAUAGAAACUUCACAAACAGUUCCUUUAUUUACUCAACCAACAACCUGGUUCCUUUAAAUUCCUUUAAUAAUUCCUCUAAAUUAUUCCUGUUAAGGAUUUCAAACAGUUAAACUACAUUGCAUAAGGGGUUCAUUUCCUUUAGUUAGAAUAUAUGUUUUAGCCAUGUGCAAGGUUAUGUUUAAACUAUUGUGUAAGAGAACACUAGGCUUCUACUGUCCCUUGUCAAGUGUGCAUGUGACUAUGCACUGAGAAGCGAGGCCUUGAGUUCACAUCUAAGCUGUUUGAUAUAAAACCUUUUUACAAAUGGCUUCCUGGGGAUUGUUAUCAGGAAUAAUGAAAAGUUUUAUUGCUCUGAUAUCUGCACUUGACAAGAUGGAGAACAGACGUGUUUGUCUCUGCAGCGGUGGCCUGACAGCAAACAAACUGCCUGUCAGCUCAAAUGUCAAAUUAAUUUAUCCUCCGAUCAAGUGGAAAACAGUUGAAAUGUCAGACUGUGUAAUACAACAGAGAGCGAUCGGAACGUCGGGCCGUUCUUCUUGCUAAACAUUCGAGGCAUUUUUCUCGACAACUCAUGGUGGAUGAUAUGUUUUGGGAAGAGAGGAUGCUUUAUGGGGAACAAACACCAAUGCUUAAAUUAAGACUUUAAGCUGUUUGCAGUUAUUGUAUGAAUCAGUCACAGAGUUCUGUUUAAUUCUGAUUUUGAAAUCAGGCAUAGGAAAAGAAAAGCCUGUACCUUAUUUGGCUGCAACAUGCUGAAAAAAAGUCUGAACAGAUUAACGGCACUGAUUCUCAGUUCACUUGAAUGAAGACCUUCAUUCUAUGAGACUAGACCCAAACUGUGUCUUUUAGUUACGCCGCGCCAGAAGAUCAGGUUUUGAAUUGUGCAGCACCAUACAUAUUUAUUUCUUAUUUAAUAUUUAUUGGUUUGUUGUUGCUCUCAGUAGUGAUCGGUCUCUCUAUGCAACACUGUCACUUUAUAAUUUUUAUGACACUGCUGUGAAUUAAUUCUCUGGUUUCUUGUAAAUUAUUACUUACUCGCACAUGAAGCUCAAAGUAGAAUCAGACGUUCAGAAACGAGAGGCAAGGAAAAGUCUGACCUUUAUUUUAGCACAUUUUGGGAAACACACUUAUUUGCUUUCUUGUCACGGGUUAGAGGAAAAGAUCAAUACUACUGUCAAGUUUGUGAGGAACAAUACAGAGGUCGUUAAUUCCGCUCUGCAGAAAAACUGCAAACUGAAAUAAUAGUUGUUUCUUUAUACUGAGCCGCAGACCACCCAGACACGAGUGUCACACCAAUCGUCUCAUCUGAUUCUGAGGAAUUAAGUGCAUUCUCCAUAUGUGAAAUUCCUCCCUUCAAAGUUGAUUUCAAGAGAGCUUGAUUCUGCAGGAAGUCUGAAACUGCCUUUGCAUAUAAUAAAGAGUUGCAUUUCUCGAUCAUUUCAUUCCAUCUUCCUGUCUGCCGUGCAGCUCCAGGCCUGAAAGACUGCUCUCUAUGCACUCAAGACUCUCAGCUUAUUUCCCUGAAUGUCACCUAAAUCGGACAAAUGAAUGGGGGGGGUGGGGACUUGGCAAAAAAAGUCACUCAUAAACUCCAAACUGAUGAUGUCUCAUGUCAACCAGUGUUGACGAGGUGCCAGUGUGGGGGAGAUUUGUGUAUUCAUGUUGACAGACUUUCUAGAUGGGCACCCACUGGCAGUGACCCCGCUCUCAACCUCUCACGAUGUAAAGUUUACAUUCGUCCUUGUGAAAAAUGACUUUUGAAUUUGUAAGUACUGUGGUGUAAAUAUGCAUCUGCACUGUAUAGAUGAUACAAAAAAAAAAUGUGAUUAUUUAAUUUGCAGAAUGUCAUCGGGGCCUUGUUGUCAAAAUGUUAUGGCUAACAUGCACUGACCGCUGAAAAGGGAAAAGAAGAGUGUAUCAGUCAGUGAACUCUAGGUGUCUUUGUGCUUGAAAUCCCUCCGUUCAUGUGUUUUAUUAUUUCAAGAACUCCAAUAACAAGGUCAUAUAUCAAUAGUGAUCCGGUGUUUAAGUGUUACAUUAUGCAUAUUCUCCUCGUUUCCCCCAUAUGAGCAUAUUGCAAAAAGCACAUAUUUUUCAUACUGCCACGUUUUACCUUGUGUGAUCUCAUCAUGUAAUAAUGUGCCACCUGGAAACUGAAUCCUUCCCACCACAACCCCCAUGAAAUCGACUUCCCCCUCUCAGUGUGUGUAACAAGCUAUAUAAAACGAUGUUAAGAACGAAUCGCAGUCUUGUUUUGAUGCUCCAGAAAAAUAAGAACAGCUGAUCAGACGCAGUAAACAGACGCCAUCUUCA